GCUCGUCGUGGCGUGGCUUAUGUUCAGCGAGCUAACGCCGCGUCCAACCAGAAGGUGUCGGUUGUUGUUUUUGUUAGCUCGGUCGCUAACCGACGUUAGCAUGACACACACACAGCUGGUGUUUCGGUUUAACGAGCGGCCGUGUUAACUGGUGACCGUUAGCUGGAAAGCGUCGACGGUUGCCGUAGUUACGACGGCCGUUAAAACACGAAGAGGUCAAACAAAACGCUAUAACUAAUUAAUACGAAUAAACUGUAACGUUAAUGAUAAAACAAACAAACAAAGAAAAGGCAUUCGUGAGCUUUUCAGCCUGUUUCAAACACCUGGCGUAACUACGGACGGUCGCCAAUUAACACGGUCGCUCGUUAAACCGUGACACCAUUCCGGUGUCAAAGUGACAGCUCGGUUCAUAGCAGAGGUCAGAGCUAACAUAACCCACCUUUACCCCCCCUUUUUAUUUUAUUUUUGUCAGACAAAAGAGGGAGCUGCUGUGCUUCGUGUGUUCACGGUCACCGUUAAUUCAUCAUGAAGCGGUAACGCUACAUGCGGCCGUGUUUUGGGAGUUGUUAUUAGGGUUUCCCUCCGCUCCUGUGCUCGGAAAGGGAAUCACAAGAUCUCCACAGGCUGUGAGGUAAGCUUGCUAUUUAAAGCCUGGGCUGCACGGUUUAGAUACAUGUUUACUACUACACUGCUGGGGCGCUUUUUGGUGCAUCACACCGACUCGUCACCGUCAGUCCAUUGCUGCAUGUCGGGAUAAUAACCAAUCCUCUCGGUCCCCGUCGUGUGGAGAAGGCGCGUACUUUUUUCCAGCCCGCCCCGCACAGCUCUCCUCAUUCCUCCCCCGUCCUGCCUGCCUGCCUGCCUGGUCCAAGCAUAUGUCAUUUUGCCUGCGCAGGAGAGGACAAUGAUACGAACAUGAUCAACGCGGAUGGCUUCUCAAAAUGCGAGGCGACUCUGCAAGACAGCAGCAGCAGGAGGAGGAGGCCACCCGCAGAGAUGCUCCAUCUGCUGUCAGCUGUCAUUGUUUGGCUGGUGACAGGAACCACCAUCUCCAGCCUCAACAAAUGGAUAUUCGCUGUUUACAACUUCAGGUACCCUCUUCUCCUGUCAGCGCUGCACAUGCUGACGGCCAUAGUGGUGGACUAUGGGCUGAUCAAACUGAGGGUGGUCCGUCACAGAGGGUCCGGAGAGCAGGACCUGACCCCGAGCGCGAAAUGUAAAGUGUUCCUGUUGAGUCUGACAUUCUGUGCCAGCAUCGCCUUCGGGAACAUGGGUCUGAACUAUGUCCAGCUGUCGUUCGCACAGAUGAUCUAUACCACCACGCCGCUCUUUACUCUGGCCAUCUCUACGCUCAUCCUGGGCAAGCAGCAUCACAUCCUCAAAUACACGGCCAUGAUGCCAAUCUGCCUGGGAGCCUCCUUCAGCAUCAUGGGAGAGGUCCAGUUCGAUCAGACCGGCUGCUUCUUUGUGUUCGCAGCAACCAUGUUGCGGGGUGUCAAGUCCAUCCAGCAGAGCAUCUUACUUCAGGAGGAGAAAAUCAACUCCGUGUUCCUGCUCUACCUGAUGUCCAUUCCUAGCUUUUGCAUCCUGGCCGUGGCGGCUCUGGCUUUAGAAAACUGGGCUUUGCUGGAGUCACCGCUGCAUUACGACCGCCACCUGUGGGUCUUCAUCUUGCUCAGCUGCCUGGGCUCGGUCAUGUACAACCUGGCGAGCUGCUGCGUCAUCACACUCACCUCCGCCGUCACUCUGCAUAUCCUCGGCAACCUGAGCGUGGUGGGGAACCUGCUGUUGUCUCAGCUGCUUUUCGGCAGUGAGUUGUCUGCCCUGAGCUGCGCAGGCGCCGUGCUGACAUUGUCCGGCAUGCUCAUCUAUCAGAACUCUGAAUUUAUCGUCAGCUACAUGGAUGCACGCAAGGCCAAAGCAAAAAAAUCCGUAGAGGUGGAUUUUCACACCACCAGUGGAGCGGACAUGGACAAAGCUAAUGCAUCUGAACCAGCGUAUCAUCAGCAGAGAGUGGACGGGAAACAGGAAGACAAGAUAGACUGAAGUGAAGGGAUGAAUAAAAUGUUGAAAAUGAAGCGUGAGUGCUCUACCCUUUGUGUCUUUCAAAGGGUCAAGAGCAGCAGAGAGAGAGUGACCUUAUAACGUCAUCGUCACUGAUGACGUGACAGAUUUCUUUUUGGGGUUUUUUUAAAACUUCCUCACUGUGCCAAUUUCUUUCCCCUCUGGUCACACAGAAGUGGAGUCUGCAGAGAGGAAAAGGUUGCCUUCAUUUAUCACAGUGACAGCUUCCUUCAUCUGUAAAUGGCGCAUACUUAGCCUAUAGUGGUAUAUGCAUGCAUGAGCACACUAAAACUAUCUGAUACCUCGUGAGGUAUUCACACUGUCACUCACACUACUCCACUGUGAAAAUGUUCUCAUUUACAGAGGGCACUAAACCAUGUUUUGGGUGGGCCGUCCUGGAUAUUGCAGGUCGCAGAGAGCCUCAUGUGACAUUGAGGUGGGGCAGGCCUUAGUGAGUAGUCUGCCUCAAAUCUGAACGGGCACAAUUUGUAUGAAAAAUAUAUAUAUUACUAGUACUGUUACCUGACAUUCACCUGGCCCUGUCAUGGUAAGGGACUGGGUUUUAGGCAGCUUUUAUUCUUUUGGUAUGUGAAGCAGGAAGCUUGUUAAGAGGCAGAAGUUACAGUGGCAGCCAAAGCUAAUAUUUCAGUGCAAUGAGACGCCUCUUUUCCUCUACUGAAGCACAUUUUUAAUAGGAGGCUGUGUUUUUGUCCAUCCCCCCUAUGAACCACAGUGUGGCUUCCCACUUAAGCCCUAGAUUUUAUUCUCAUACCAGCUUGAAAAGAUGGUCUCUGUAGAAUUAGUCCAAUUAUUUCCAUCUUUUACAACGGCGCGCUCCCUGCGACGUUCCUCCUCGAUAAUUAGGUUCACGAGUUCUCUAAGGAGUGUCACUCAACUUUAGCUUUCAAACCCCCCGUGGAGGAGAUGUAAGGAAUGGAAAUUCGAGGUGUCCUCUAAGGUUGCUUCUUGAAUCCUAACCAGCGUCCUCUGGUUUAAUUUUUCCCUUUUUUUUUCUGAGUGCAAUUUUUAAAUUAGUUGACUGACCUCUGCUGGACAGUGUUAUGUUUUUUUCGCUCAGUAUUUUAAAAAAGUUCAUUUUAUUUUGUGACAAAACAGAUUUUAUUCCCCUUUUUAAUGUGUACAUGAAAGAAGAUAUUUAUUUUUUUGAACGGCCAUAGCGAGCACUGGCUCUGUAACGCUGUAGAUUUUGGUCCUCAAGUGUCUUGCACAUGCAUACAUGUAAUACGGGACGGCACUAGUCUCUCCUGUCCUCUCUCUCUGAAGAGAAAAGUCAGGUACACUAGGCAGAGAUCUGCAUGCCGCUCCUGAAAACAUCGUAACUGAUCCUGGAUGCUCCUGCUUGUUCUCUCCUGUUUCACCUGUUUGAUAUGCCAAAUGUUUACUUUGAAACCUUUUUUUCUUUUGUCAGGCUGUGUUGUCAUACCGGUUCGGUCAGUAACCAGACACGCUUCACAUCCAGUUUGAGCUUUCACAACAUUAAACAACAAAGCCAUAUGCCAAGUUAAUCUCAUGACACCCCAACCACAUUUUCUGGAUAUUUUGCCACAAGAAUAACUGCAGGUGGGAUCGUUGGAAGAUUUUACUUCAUGCAUAAACACUUCAAAUGUGCCAUUCUUGUAAUUUUAUUUAUUUUAUUCUAUCACAUGACUCUUUAAGUUCAUAAAUCCAGUCAGUUGAAAAUCCGGUUUUAUUUUGCAGUCGGUUGGUUUAAUAUUUCAAAAUAAUACUCAUUAUGUUGUCAGUGAUCUUCAAUAACAGGGUUAAAGAUUAUGUACAGCAGAACAUUUCACUGGUUUUUACAUUAUUGAAUACCUCAGCUGUUUAAAUAGGACUUGUUAUGCCCUUGUGUUCACUGAUUAUUAACUAUUGGGCUGAGAUCAAGCAGCUUUUGAACAACUACAAUAAACCAUCAGCAUGUGAAUGAUGGAUUUUUAUUGUGUUCAGUAGAGAAGAGUGAUCUGAUCGACACAUUUUCAAACACUCGUGUUGAUGUAUGAUCGGAGCAGCGUCAGCGGACCUUGUUUAGUUUUAUAACCUCUGUUAAACUUGUGGAUGUUUGGCUGCGUAUUCUCAUUUAUAUCAUGAGUAGAUUUUAUGUGUGGGGCAAAGCAACUGUUGCACUGACGAGGUACGAAGACUCUGCCCUCAAAGCAUACAGUCCUGUGUACAUACUGGUUUUGAUCGUUUGCAAAGCUAGUCGGGUGUAAAUAGUUAUUUUAUUUUAUUAUAUUUAUGUAUUUUAUAGUCAUGUGUGGCUGGUUUAAGGAUGAAAAGUUUGCCUCUUGCCUUAUUGGGACAUAAUGUAGAUGAGUAAGGGGUGAUCUGAUUUGUCAUUUUGUCAAAAAAACAACUUUGGUUAUUAUUCUAAAUGCCAACGGCAGCAACAGGUGCUUCUGUUUUGGGCUAAAGAAAUGGACGAUCCAUAUACACAUGAUCUGCAAUUGCUUGAAUUAAAAAAUAAAUGGACCGGUACAAUAAAUAAUAACAAAAUCAACCACCUCA
Messenger RNA from Larimichthys crocea (large yellow croaker), 4587 nucleotides. RefSeq names its product solute carrier family 35 member E4 (gene slc35e4). The record is from RefSeq and is a predicted model, not a curated record. NCBI's taxonomy places the organism in Eukaryota, Metazoa, Chordata, Actinopteri, Sciaenidae. The transcript is spliced from 3 exons. The coding region runs from base 916 to 2046 and encodes 376 amino acids.